AUGGCUCCAAGGGACGAAGUUGAGAUCGCCAACGGGACCCGGGACGAUGCUUCUGACAUUGAUAUUGAUAUCAAGAGGCAAGAUGUUCACAUCGAAGAGGUUGCCGUCGCAAGAUUCACAGAAGAAGAUAUAUACGCCAUGUCCCAGGAGAAUUUGACCAUCUGGUCAAGUACUGGAUGGCGUAUUCUUGGAAUUAUGUUUGUCCAAGGGUGCAAUCAAGCUGGUUACGGUGUGGAUUGGGGUGUUAUCGGAGCUAUAAACUCCUUCCCCUCCUGGCACGCAUACUAUGGCUUCGGUAAUAGCGGCAGCACAUACGGCGUUCUUAAUGCCCUUAUGACAAUUGGCAACUUUUGCGGCUCUCCCUUCCUCGCCUUUGGUGAUGUUAUCGGUCGUCGUGGUGUCAACUGGAUUGGAAAUUUCCUUGUCUGCGUCGCAUCCAUCAUGCAGGCUUUCGCCGUCAAUAUCCGCAUGCUCAUGUUCGCUCGCUUCCUUCUCGGCUUUGGAACUGGUUUGAUGAGCUCUUCCCAGUACAUGGCUGAGAUUUCACCAGUCCACCUUAGAGGUCGUCUUGUUGGUAUCUUCGGUGCUUGCUUCCAGAUCGGUGCGCUUGCUACUUCGGGCGCUAUGAUUGGGUUCCAGAAGAUCGAUAGCAAUUGGGCAUGGAGAGCUCCAUUCCUUGUCCAAGCCCUCUUCCCUCUCACAACUUGUAUCUCUAUGUACCUCCUAUCCCCGGAAACCCCACGUUUCUUAAUCAUGCGCGGCAAGCGCGACAAGGCAAAGGAGGUUAUCGCCAAGUACAUGACGACAGCUCAAGAUCCAAAUACUCCAUUCGUUGAAGCUGUCGCUUCCCAGAUCGAACAAUCCUUGGAAAAUGAUACUAGCGGUCACCGCGAUUUCUGGGAUUUCCGUGUCUUCGUCACCAAGCCAGUUCGAUACCGUUUCAUGCUCCUCAUCUUCUACUCCGUUUUCCAACAGUGGAAUGGCGGUGGUGUCAUCGGUUAUUACCUUGCACCAGCUUUGGAAACCGUUGGUAUCAAAGACCCUACUGCACAGCUUGGUAUUAACACUGGUCUUGUCGCUACAUACUUCGUUUUCACACUCUUUGGCGCCUACCUCGUCGACAUUUUCAAACGUAGAACAUUGAUAUUUGCCGGUUUGAUCUCCUUCAUUGUCAUCCAAACCGUCGUCACAAUUGUUGGUUGGCAGUAUGAGAAGACCGGUGGUGCCAAAGCUACUGGUUAUCUUACUGUGGUAUUCUACUUUAUCUUCCAAGUGUGCUCGGCCUCCUUGAUUGCCACCAUGCAUAAUCUUUACCCUGUCGAAAUCCUAUCCCUCGUCCUCCGUGCCAAAGGUAUGGGUCUCUACGGUCUCAUCCAGGGUGCCGCCGGAACGGUCCAAAGCUACGGUAUCUCUGUCGGUAUCAACAAACUUGGCUACAAGAUUUGGUGUGUGUACAUCAUAUACAACUUCUCCCAGCUUAUCGUCGCAUACUUCAUCUUCCCAGAAACCUACAAGCUGUCUUUGGAGGAAAUCGAUACGGUAUUCGAGACCAAGGGUGUACAUCCUGUAAAGAUGAGUAAGAAGCUGCAGAAGGCAAAGAAGGAUCUUCAUGAGAUCGAGAACGAGGGCAGGGUAGAGGGUAGGGAGGCUUAA
Messenger RNA from Orbilia oligospora ATCC 24927, 1653 nucleotides. RefSeq lists its product as uncharacterized. Gene Ontology annotation, molecular function: carbohydrate:proton symporter activity. Gene Ontology annotation, biological process: carbohydrate transport; transmembrane transport. The transcript is spliced from 3 exons. NCBI's taxonomy places the organism in Eukaryota, Fungi, Ascomycota, Orbiliomycetes, Orbiliales, Orbiliaceae. The coding region runs from base 1 to 1653 and encodes 550 amino acids. Gene Ontology annotation, cellular component: membrane. The record is from RefSeq and is a predicted model, not a curated record.